AUGACCCAGAAACGCAUCUACUUUGGCCGUUUCAUCUCCACGCCCAAGCCUGAUGAGCUGCUGAUACGCACGGGCGCCGUGCUGGUGGACCGCAAAGACGGCCGGGGCGUCAUCGAAAAGGCCGACUGGACAGUCAAUGGACCCAACGAUGCUAUCAGCAAGUUCGCGGUCGAGGCACCCGUCGUGACGGCGGCUGAGAAUGGAUUCUUUUUUCCUGGAUUUAUUGAUACCCAUAUACACGCGUCACAAUACCCCAAUGCCGGGAUAUUCGGCAAGUCGACACUGCUGGACUGGCUCACCACAUACACCUUCCCUCUAGAGUCGUCCCUGGGCUCUGACAAAUCUCCCAUGUACAAGGACUCCAUCGAGCCGCCGGAUCCGCUCGCUCGCGCCAAAGCCGUUUACAACAGGGUGGUGUCCAAGACCCUCUCGCUCGGCACGACUACGGCGUCAUACUACGCCACCAUCCACGUCGAAGCGACGAAUCUCCUGGCCGACAUCACGUUCAAAAAGGGCCAGCGGGCGUACAUUGGCCGCGUGUGCAUGGACCGCCCCGAGGCGUGUCCGGAUUACUAUCGCGAUGAGAGCACCGAGCAGACCAUCGCCAACACCAAAGCCAGCAUCGAGUACUGCCGGUCCCUGGACCCCUCGGGCGAGCUGGUCGCCCACAUCAUCACGCCGCGAUUCGCGCCCAGCUGUCUCCCCGAAACGCUCUCCCAACUCGGCGCCCUGGCCAAGGACGAGGACCUCCGCGUGCAGACGCACAUCUCGGAGAACCUGAACGAGGUCAAAUGGGUCAAGGAGCUGUUCCCCGAGCAGUCGAGUUACGCGGGCGUGUACGAUCACCACGGGCUGCUGACGCCGCGCACGAUCCUCGCCCAUGCCGUCCAUCUCAGCCAGGAAGAGAUGCAGCUCAUCCGACAGCGGAAAACCAAAGUCAGCCACUGCCCCGCCAGCAACAGCGCCCUGGGGAGCGGAUUCUGCCAGGUGCGGACGCUGUUGGAGGAAGGCGUCGAGGUGGGCCUAGGCACGGACGUCAGCGGCGGGUACAGCCCCAGCAUCCUGGACGCGGUGCGCAACGCGUGCAUCAUGAGCCGGCACGUCGGCUUCCUGAACGGCGGCGACAGCAAGUUCAACCUCAGCGUGGCCGAGGGCCUGUGGCUGGCCACCGUGGGCGGCGCAAAGGUGGUCGGCAUGCAGGGCCGGUUGGGCGGCUUCGACGAGGGCAUGCUGUGGGACGUGCAGGAGAUUGUGAUGGCAGACGUCGACGCCAGUGGCGCCGCCGCGGGCGCGGAUCCGGAUACCGGGGUGGACAUCUUCGGCUGGGAAUCGUGGCAGGACCGCGUCGCCAAGUGGGUGUGGAAUGGCGACGAACGGAACGUCAAACGGGUCUGGGUCGGGGGGAGGCUGGUGCACGAGAGGCGGUGA
This is a messenger RNA of Fonsecaea erecta, 1428 nucleotides long. RefSeq names its product guanine deaminase. NCBI's taxonomy places the organism in Eukaryota, Fungi, Ascomycota, Eurotiomycetes, Chaetothyriales, Herpotrichiellaceae. Gene Ontology annotation, cellular component: cytosol. The coding region runs from base 1 to 1428 and encodes 475 amino acids. Gene Ontology annotation, molecular function: zinc ion binding; guanine deaminase activity. The record is from RefSeq and is a predicted model, not a curated record. The transcript has 2 exons. Gene Ontology annotation, biological process: guanine metabolic process.